Aphanomyces invadans is the source of this 1146-nucleotide messenger RNA. RefSeq lists its product as hypothetical. The record is from RefSeq and is a predicted model, not a curated record. Lineage: Eukaryota; Oomycota; Saprolegniomycetes; Saprolegniales; Verrucalvaceae. Bases 1 to 723 code for a protein of 240 amino acids. The transcript has 2 exons.
AUGCCACUGGCCGUGCAGCCGCACUUGCACGCGGCUCCCGUCCACUGUGGCCUCAGGUCAUUGCAAUACAAACCUCAAGUGCAUUUCCGUCGAACGGCCCAAACCCCCAGCGAUACCGCAGCCUUCGACCAACUUUUCAAGCUCGCGACCGUGGCAUCGGAGCACGAUGUGGAACAGAAGCCCGAGCAUCGAGAGCAGGCCACUUGCGAUUUCACAGAGGCGCGACAGAUGACCACGAUCAUGGCCGAGCCACUGGCGGCCGUGCCGACCAUCUCCACCGCCCCGUUUCCGUUGAACGUGUUGGCUGCGCUGAAAAAGCCAAAGCGCAUGCCCCCUCCAUGGAAUGUAUUUCCGCUCCCGACCGAGCUGACAACGCUGAAUCGCCGCAAGGCCGCGCGAACACGUGACUUGUCGGUCUGGGAAGCGCUCGGCCGUCUUGGCCGAAUCUUUUACUCGUAUGCAGACGACGCCGCCAGCGAUCACCUCUUGGUGCUGGCACUGCGGCAAAUCCACCAAGAUCUGACACGCACGUUGCCCCCACGCGACAGAUACGCCGUCAUUCGGUUUGCCUUUACGCCCCACGAUUUGUGGGAAGGCGAACCGCUGUACCAAUUCCUCCAAGGACUUCUCAUUACAUCCACGGAUCGAGCCAACGACGCCAUGGAACGUGUUCUGGUCGCCAUCCUCGACGAGUUCUAUGCGUCGUAUACACUCCAUGGGUGAACCAGGGCCAUCCCCCUCGUGUAUUUAUUCGCCCUCGCCCGAUGGAUGCCACCUUAUUAAUUCCCAUGUUUGCGUUUUAAAGCGCUUUUCGUGAAAGUACGAUGGAUUCCCCAUGCGUUUUGUCGUAUGCACUCGAGAGGUCGUGGAUCGAAAGCCAACGCCGUCGCGGCGAUCCGCUUGAUCUCUGGCGAAGACGCACCGUUGUGUGCUUUGACACCAUGUUUGCCGUGAAAAAAGCGUCAGAAGAACGAUUUGCCUCCACGCGAUGAAAUGGCGCACAUCGAACCGUGUGUAUCCUUUCUUGCAGGCAGUUCCUCGGCCAUGAGUGUCGAAUCUCUCGUCGGGAAAAGCGGCGUGGCCAUGAGGCAGUGGGGAUUGGAAUCGCUCGUUCUCUUCGAAGGACGUUGUAGAGCUUUUUCGGGC